Pelobates fuscus (common spadefoot toad) is the source of this 1291-nucleotide messenger RNA. RefSeq names its product sirtuin 7 (gene SIRT7). The transcript has 10 exons. Gene Ontology annotation, molecular function: histone H3K18 deacetylase activity, NAD-dependent; NAD+ binding. The coding region runs from base 101 to 1282 and encodes 393 amino acids. The record is from RefSeq and is a predicted model, not a curated record. Lineage: Eukaryota; Metazoa; Chordata; Amphibia; Anura; Pelobatidae. Gene Ontology annotation, cellular component: nucleus; chromatin.
GGGACAUUCUGUUUGUGUAAUGCGAUUCCUCUCUAGUGUUUAGCGCUCGAAGGCUCCGGAAGCGGUAAGUCCCGAAUAGAGCUCGGAAGUUACCGGUAAAAUGGGUCGCGCGGAGCGGAAAGCGGAGGCUCGGGAAGAGAUGUUACGGCGGGAGCUGUACCAGGACCGGCGGAGACAGGUUACCCGGAUCCUGCAGAAACCGGCGGCCGAGCGGAGCCCCGGGGAGAGGGAGCUGCUCUCACAGUGCGGAGACCUGGUCCGGGAGCUGGAGACACGGAGACACCGGAGAGACCGGCAACGAUCCCGGGAACAGGAGGUUGUGGAUGAUUUGCCUUUACUGCAGGAGAAGGUUUUGCAGUUGGCUGAUGCUGUACGCAGAGCAUCCUACAUGGUGAUCUACACUGGAGCCGGGAUUAGUACGUCAGCAGCUAUCCCAGAUUACAGAGGGCCGAGUGGAGUGUGGACGCUUCUGAAUAAAGGCAGGAGUGUGAGUACAGGGGAUCUAAGUGAAGCCCAGCCGACUUUCACACACAUGUGCAUUCCUCGUUUACACAGUGCGGGCCUGGUCAAACAUGUGGUAUCGCAGAACUGUGAUGGACUGCACCUACGCAGUGGCUUCCCGCGAGAAGCCAUGUCAGAGGUCCAUGGAAACAUGUACAUAGAGAUUUGCACUUCCUGUUCCCCAAAUCGAGAGUAUGUGCGAUUGUUUGAUGUGACAGAACGCACAGCCCUUCAUAAACACAGCACUGGACGAACCUGCCACAAGUGUGGAGGGGAGCUGAGGGACUCUAUUGUGCAUUUUGGAGAGCGGGGAAAGUUGACUCAACCUCUAAAUUGGGCCGGGGCACUGCAGGCAGCUGAAAAAGCAGAUCUUAUACUUUGUUUGGGGUCAAGUCUCAAGGUUCUGAAAAAGUAUCGUGCUCUGUGGGGCAUGAACAAGCCACUCCAGAAACGACCCGAGCUAUAUAUUGUGAAUUUACAGUGGACACCUAAAGAUUCUAUGGCCACACUGAAAAUUAACGGGAAAUGUGACGAGGUCAUGCGGCUUCUAAUGAGCGAGUUGAACCUAGAUGUCCCGGAGUAUGAUCGGUCGCUAGAUCCUAUAUUUGAGAUUGCUGUCCCACUAAAUCCUGGAGAAGAAAACAGCCACAGUCGGCAGCCUAUAAAACCCACUGCCCUGGAGCCGGACCCUAUAACGCCAUCCCAUCCGCUGUCCCCCCAGCCCCUGUCUGGUGGCUGGUUUGGUAAAGGGUGUGCAAAGGGCAGGAAGACCAAAAGAUAAUACAGGAAC